UAAACGCUUCUCGCCACAGUCCAGUGCCUAUAUCGUCCUUUGGAGGCCCUCUAUUGUUUACCGUGUUCGCCUUAUUCAACCCUCCACCCGUCCGGCAUAUACACCUUGGUCUUUAGCGACGCCGGCAUUGGCCCUGUUUUGAAAGACUUCGGCAUCAACCAAGCUCGUCAUCGCGAGGGAGAUAUAUUCUCCUCUAUUUCGAUACUGAAAACUCUACAUCUGUCUCAUUGACGAUUGGAGUACAGAGGGGUUCUCUUUGCGCCACGUCCUUCCUCUCACAUAUCCCGAACAAGGCAGGCCUUGGGGAUAUAUAUCUUGACCCGCGUGUCUUAUAGCGCCAUACAUCCUCUUUAAUAUUGUCCCUUUGCCUGAACAUCCGUGCUCUUAAAGCCAGAAUGCAGGGCUACUCUUUUACUCCCCCCACGGGUCUCCCAAGGGAAGGUCAAAAAAAUUAUGUAUUCGUGGAUGAACAUAACAGACACAAAAGGCUCAAGGUGAUGCGAGCCUGCAAUGGCUGUAGAAAGCGCAAGAUCAAAUGCGAUGCGGCAACUACAAACACAUGGCCCUGCUCCGCAUGUACUCGUUUGAAACUAGUAUGCGUGCCUCCUAGCAUUGGCCAGAACAAUGACUUCGAGGCGGGCCAAAGCAUUGAUACCGACAGCGUAAGCCCUUUGGGCAUGACUGGUGCAUCUGCGCCUUCGCUAUCUUCCUUCCCAGUUCCUCAAAAUCUUAACGAUGGUAACCAGACAGCAUUAAGGGAUAUCGCUGCCUAUAAUGAUGGGGUCAGGAUGUUUCAACAUUUUGGUCAGCCUAAUCCUGACCAUCCUGGCAUUUGUGAUCUGCAAUCGUCUCAAAUACCCAUGCCAGGUCAUCCUUUUCAGGAUCAAACCAUGUUUUCUACGACCGAGACGCAGGACUUCAUCCCCAACACGGCCUCGUUUGGUGAGGAUGAACAGUCGACUGCCGAAGGUCUAAGCGAAGUUCUUGGGGAGUUGAAAAUCGACGAGACCGGGAUUGCGCCAUACAUCAGGCAGCAAAGACAAGAAAGGGCCGAACCGGAAGUGCCGUUGCAAGAUGAAGGGGAUGAAGCGCUACCCCCUCUCAAUACCAGAGCUGGCUCUACAAUUCGGAUCCCCCCAGAGCUCAUGCCAUCGGACGAUGAGGUCAUGGCGUAUUUCAAAACCUAUUUCGAUGAUAUACAUCCCUAUGUACCAGUUGUACACCGAUCUCACUUGUAUCAUCAAUGGCAACACGACCGAGGUUCCAUCUCGCCUCUUCUUCUUGAGGCACUGUUUGCCUGCGUGGGACGAUUGUCAGACGAUCCGGCACAAGGCGCACAGUGGCUUGCAUUGGCGAACAGGCAUGAAUCUAGCUUUAUGGAUGUACCUCGCUUGAGCACAAUUCAAGCAUUGCUCUUGUUGUUGAAAGCGCGAGAGUCGUUACCGAAAAGAGGCUAUUAUUACCGGUCGUGGCAGACUGUGAAGACCAUCAUCUCCAUGGCUAAAGACCUGGAUAUUCAUGAACAUUGCGGUUUGCAUGAAGACAACGCUUUCUGCGGUUCAAGUGCAGUGGAUUGCUUGAUCCAAAUAAGAGUAUGGCAAGUUCUCUUGGUUGUUGAAGUAAUGAUCGGUGCACCGCAAGGCCGGUCGGACUAUGGAGUUGAUCUUGACACAGUAGAAUUGCGCCCGGUCUUGAAUAUCAAGGGCCUAGACCAGUUCGAAGUCGAUCGCUCUCGGCACUAUGCUCACUUCGUUCAGAAUGCCCGACAUAUUCGCAUAAUAACUGACAUAUAUCACAAGAUCAAGCGUCAAAAGGACUGGGGGGCUAAUCCAACACUUGUCGAGAAGAACCCCGUUUUCGCAGACUGGUUGCAGAAUCUUCCUCCGGAUUUGCAAGUCAAUUAUCCUGCGGAUGGUUCGCCUCCCUGGAUACCGUCUCACUUCGUAGGAAAUAUGCACUCCCAUUGUCAUCUGGGGAUAAUCCUGCUGCAUCGGCCGCAGUUACUUGCCUCCAGAUCCUUUGCAACGGGGGGGGAUGGAAAGUCCCACAUGGCAGUAUGCUAUUCUUCCGCAAAAUAUCUAUGCCGACUACAGGAGGCUAUCUUGGAACGGUUUGGGUUAUCUGGCCUACUUUUCAUGCAAAGGGGCAUCAAUUUUUCUAUCUACUGCGUCUUAACCUGCACGAUGCUACAUUUGGUUGCUAUAACAUCGCCAGACCCUAAUUUCCAUACAGAUGCCCGUGAAUACUUUGCACGGCACAUGCGUAUACUUGAGCGAUGUUCAUCCGCCUGGCCUAUGCCAGAGAUCCAGGCACAAAUCGACUCUUUGCGACUUGCGUUCUCCGCCGAUAUCAGCCGCCCCUUUGAGUUGAAAUCGACAUUCCCUUAUGGCAGUCCUUCAGAACAAUACCAUCCAAGUCCACCACUCGGUUCACACUAUGAUUCUAGGUUGAAUCAUGUUCCUAUUCCCAGCGGUACUCAUAGUGGAGUGGGAUUUACUGCAUACCCGAUUACCCCUCCUAUCUCAGCCGGCACUGAAGAUUUAAAGUCCGAUUCCUCUCAGCUCCAACAUGUGGGCAUAAUGCCUCACCCUGUACCGAGCCAUUCGUUGGAUGCACCUCUAGUGGACGAGAAUAGUUGGGACCCUACUCGCAUCAUCAAUCAAUGGAAUAUGGCGUUCUCCAUGGGACCUUCACCUUUGAAUUCAAAUUCUCCCCCAAUGCCUAUCAACCACCCCGUUCAGAGCGUACAUACCUCUUUAGCACCUCAAUAUCCCCAAUACGGAACACCUGCAAAACCUACACCUACCGCACUGACCCCACCUGCCACACAGCACCUCAACACACAGCAAGUCGUGUUCACAGCACGAGACUGGCAACAGAAUGUUGCCAGUGUGUUUGAUCCUAAUGGUUUGAAACGGCGGUGGAACCAUUCCGUCGACCUGGACGCAGGGCACACGGCCAAACGGCAACGUUGACAAGCUCGUUCAUUACAUCUAUGGACCCCUAGUCGGUAUAGGGCGGAUUAUCAGCAGCAAAUAUCCAAAUAGAUGUCGUUUCCAGCCACUGUUCAUGAUCUUGAUGCUCUGACAUUAGUCCACCUGCUUCAUCUAUUUCCUUCCAGAUACCCCCUUACUCUCUUCAAUAUCAGAUCCGUGGAUCAUGUGCCACGGAUUCUGAUCAUGCAACACUUGACAAUCGUUGGAUGUGAUUGAAUCAACCCUCAUUGUUCCACAUUAGACUAGGCAAAUGAUUGUAUAUAUCGCGUGUUCGCUUCGAUGGGAAAUGAUCUAUACCCUACUUUUUUUCGGUA
Molecule: messenger RNA, 3310 nt
Organism: Aspergillus candidus
Lineage: Eukaryota; Fungi; Ascomycota; Eurotiomycetes; Eurotiales; Aspergillaceae
Product: Zn(II)2Cys6 transcription factor
Exons: 8
Coding region: 396-2975 (859 amino acids)
Biological process (GO): DNA-templated transcription; regulation of DNA-templated transcription
Molecular function (GO): zinc ion binding; DNA binding; DNA-binding transcription factor activity, RNA polymerase II-specific
Source: RefSeq, a predicted model, not a curated record